Messenger RNA from Orussus abietinus, 2049 nucleotides. RefSeq lists its product as uncharacterized. Bases 450 to 1823 code for a protein of 457 amino acids. The record is from RefSeq and is a predicted model, not a curated record. The transcript is spliced from 6 exons. NCBI's taxonomy places the organism in Eukaryota, Metazoa, Arthropoda, Insecta, Hymenoptera, Orussidae.
AUCAAGGAAGACGAGCUCGCGCUCACGUUCCUCAACUUGGCGAUGCUCUUCAGGCUUCGGCUUCGACUUUCGGUCCCGGUGUUUGUUUCUCCCCGCUCAAGAUGGCCCUCCGUUAGCGACUCGAGGAACGGAAGAUCGGCUUCUGCCAGGGCGCCACGUCGUAAAUUGACCAAGAAUAAAGGAUACCUCGCCGGAGCCGCCGGCUUUUCGAGAGGCUGGCGAGAGGAUGCGAGCCCGAGGACGUUUCCCUCCCAGAGGAGACGAGGCGGCCAUUUCGCUGAGAGGCUGAGGAGUCGAGAGGGCCUUUUUGGAAAUUGACAGUCGGUCCGAGGCGCGGCCUCUUCGUCGAGGGCGAGGAGUCCUGGAAAUUGACGGUUCACUGGAAAUUCCUGGGCAGAAGAGGACCGGGAACCUGAAGAGGGCUCGAGGUCUGGAAGAGGACGAGACCCAUGGAGAGAUCCGAGCAUAUCAGGACGGAGGAGACUGGAAAGGGAGCCAAGGGCAUGGACCAAUCCAAGGGGAGGCUGGCGAGUGACGAGAGAGGGCUGCAGGAGAAGAGAACUGCCAAGACGGACCGUGCCGACGAAGGUGAGCCCGAAGAGGAGGACGACGAGAUCCCGACGAGGCGGGAAAACGUGCGAUAUGGCAUCGGGGCAGGACUUUGUGCCAUUUGUCAUUUGACAGUCAGUGGCACGAGUCCUGGAGGAGUCUCCGCAGGCUUUGAGCAGACGUUGUCCUGCUCGCAAGGACACCUUCUCUGCCACCGAUGCAUCCAGCGGUUUGCCAUUCGUUCGGACGCAAGUUGCAUGCUCUGCGUCAAGGAUUCCCAGCACUCCAACUCAAGCUGCUCUCGUGAUAGCAACGGUAGUCUGCAGCGAACCACUUUGAGUGCAACCAGGAAAUACGAGCUCCAGGAACAGAACGUCCAGCAGAGUGUGGACGAGUUCCGAGUGAAUCCCUGGCUUCGUGGCUACGGUACCCUGGAGCCCACCACGAGCAACAAGAUGGGUCAUCAGGGCCAUCCAAUGGCCAGUGAGACCUUCUGCGAUUGGGAUACCGAGCAGGGUGACGUUAGAGAUUUGAGAAGGGACCAGGUCUCCAGGCAACACCAGCAACGAAGUUAUUGUAGUAUCAUCAGAAAGCAGGACUCCGAGUUGACUUCGGAGACCAAGAUGAAUGGGCAAGUAGCCACGGAGUGCUCCAGGCGUCCCAUAAGGUGUCCUCGGCUGGACUGUGCAGUUAAUGUCGCCUUCUCUGCGCUGACUCACCACUUCCUCUUCGAUCACCCCGAGGUACCCAUCCUAAGUGUCGAGCCAGGUCUGAAGAGCACUCUCAUAGUUAGCUUCGCAGCUCUCUCCUGCGAUUCCAGUAGAUGCUUGGCUCUUCUUCUAGUCUCAGGGAAGUUAUCAGGCCCUGCGGCGAGAUUAUUUAAUGGAGGCCAGAUCCAUCCAAGAUAUCGCAACAGACUUCCACUACCUGUACUAGCUGCACGUCUGCAUUGCACUAGCAGAUAUACAACCCAUGAUGAUGUGCAUGCCGGAGGUGAGGGUCAUGGCGAUGGAGAUGUCAUCGUAGUCUGGGUUGCUGGUUUGGACAUAGGAAACUCCUCAGGAUCUCUUCGUUGCAGCAUCGAAGCAGUCGACAGCGUGGAGAACGAGUGCUUUCGCUCCCUGACCUUCACAGGCCCUGUGAACUCUCUGCGAACGGCUCAACGUCCACGAGAGGUCUUUUUAACAGGGGACUGUGUAAUCCUACAUGAAGGCCUUAUCGACCACAUCACUUCAGGAUGUACCAGCCUUAACGUAAACAUCACUAUCCAUUGAUGACAGAAACUGGACUUCUUCCCUUCCGACCAUUCAUCACUUACUCCCUGGAGCACUCCCGGACUGAAGGGACAACUCACUGGAACCAAAACUAAACGUGAGAUGUCCCUUUAUGAUGAGGAAUCCUAAACUUUAACUUCAAACCGGAUGACUUCCCGAGGGACCUGGACCACUUCCUCGAACUUCUCCACGGCAAGGACAGGAACCAGGUCGAAGAUUGUACAGA